CACAUUGGGCUAUUGUUUAGUCACGAAGAAGAAUGAUAGGGGAGUUGAGCUUCAGCAGGACUGUUGUUAUAGGUGAUGUGCGUCUGUGGCGGUCUACUCAUUUAAAGGAAACUCACCGAGACUUUGUCCUUUGGUUGGGCGGCGCUCUCAUCUCAGCCAGCACGCAGAGAGACCCACCCAUCUGCACGGACGCCUCAUGACACCAGCUUGUAAAAGUGUGUGUGAGAGAAUGGCUGUGAUUGUGGGAGUGUGUAUGUGCACGUGUGCACAUGCGUCUUCGUUAAAGGGAUUAAGGAUUAAUUGCCUUCAAAGAUAGACUUAACUGCUUACAUGAAGUUUGUAAAGUUCUCACUUGGCCCCAGAGAGGAAAACAACAUAGCAUAGUGAGGAGUAGAGGAAAGUUCUCUCUUGAUUUUUUUUUUCCUUCAGAAGUUUGUAUUUUUGUUGUCUUUUGGUCUGGAGUGUAAUGCCACUUGAGGGUGAGUUGAUACAGCCGGCAGCUGAAGCAGGAGACCUGAGAAUGAUGGAAACCAACCCCCCCAAGUCAGCUAAGAAGCCCCGCUGGACCUCCCUGGAGGUCGGCCUAACUACUAUCGUCUCCUUGCUCUUUAUCGUCAUCGUCGCCCUCAUCAUCCUCUUUGCCACACAGAAGACUGAUGAAAUCUGCACCACAGGUGACUGCACACAAUCAGCGUCUCGCCUCAUUGAGAACAUGGAUGAUAGUGUGGACCCUUGUGACAACUUCUACCAGUACGCCUGUGGAGGCUGGCUGAAAAAGAACAUCAUCCCUGAGACCAGCUCUAGAUACAGCACCUUUGACAUCUUACGAGACGAACUGGAGGUUAUCCUCAAAGGUGUCCUUGAAAAAACAGACGAGGGGGAAGCCACCGCUCUCACCAAGGCUAAGACCCUUUACAAGUCCUGUACCAAUGAGAGUUUAAUUGAGCUCAGGGGAGGGGCUCCUUUGCUCGACAUGCUGCCUGAUGUGUUUGAGUGGCCCGUAGCUGUGGACAACUGGGAGACCAACUAUGGUAAAACAUGGAGGUUGGAGGACGUCAUCGCCAAGCUGAAUGAGAAAUAUGGAACUCAACUCUUGGUCAACUUUUUUGUCGGCACCGAUGACAGGGACUCCAAUUCAUACAUCAUUCAUUUUGACCAGCAGACAAACCUCGGCCUCUUAUCUAGAGAUUACUACGCUUGCACUGGACCCUACGCAGAGGCAUGUCGGGCCUACGAGAAGUUCAUGAUUGACCUUGCCAAGCUGAUCCGCAUUGACCGGGGAUUGAACAUCAGUGAAACAGACAUCAGAGAGGAGGUGAAACGAGUUAUGGACCUGGAGAGAGACAUCGCCAAUGCUACCGAUACUCCAGAGGACCGUAACAACCCAGUGUUGCUUUACAACAAGAUGGAACUGGGUGAUCUGAACGCCAACUUCACCCUUGAGGUUGAAUCGCAGGUAUUUGACUGGAGUUACUUCACAGCUAAGAUAAUGGAUACAGUCAACAUCAGCGUUCCUGACACAGAGAAGGUCAUAAACUACUCCCCCAACUAUUACAGAAGACUCAACCUUAUCUUGGCCAGAUACAACAAAAGGGAUCUGCAGAACUACAUGGUGUGGCGUUUUGCUAUGAACAUGGUGGUAGGCCUGAGCAGAUCUUACAGGGACACCAGGAAAGCCUUUCGCAAGGCUCUGUCUGGUACAACGUCAGAGGCAGCAGUGUGGCGACAGUGUGCCCUUUACGUCAACAACAACAUGGACAAUGCUGUGGGACGACUGUAUGUGCAGGAGGCCUUCUCUGAAAAAAGCAAAGAACUGAUGGAGGAGAUGAUUAAAGACAUUCGGGAAGUGUUCAUUAGUAACCUUGAUGACCUGACCUGGAUGGAUGCAGAGACCAAGAAAGCAGCUGAGGAGAAGGCCCGAGCUAUUCGGGAACGGAUCGGCUAUUCCGACAACAUCAAGGAUGACAAAUACCUUAACAAUGAGUACAACGAUCUGGCCUACAGUGCAGAGGAGUACUUUGAAAACAUCCUACAGAACCUGGAGUACGUGCAGAAGAAACGCCUGCGGAAACUCAGAGUCAAAGUCAACAAAGAGGAGUGGGUAACUGGAGCUGCUGUUGUCAACGCCUUCUACUCAUCCAGCAAAAAUCAAAUAGUUUUCCCUGCAGGUAUCCUGCAGCCGCCUUUCUUCAGCAAAGGCCAGGCUAAAUCUCUCAACUAUGGUGGCAUUGGCAUGGUGAUCGGUCACGAGAUCACACAUGGCUUUGAUGACAAUGGUCGUAACUAUGAUAAAGAUGGUGAUCUGAAGGACUGGUGGACACCAGGCUCCACUGAUAGGUUCCUGGACCUGUCGAAGUGCAUCGUCAAUCAGUAUGGCAACUUUUCCUGGGACCUGGCCAAUGGACUUCAUUUAAAUGGUAACAACACCCUCGGGGAGAACAUUGCUGACAAUGGAGGGAUACGGCAGGCAUAUCAGGCCUAUAAGAACUAUGUGGAAAAGCAUGGAGAGGAGCCAUCACUGCCGGGCAUUAACCUUUCCCACAAUCAACUCUUCUUCCUAAACUUUGCUCAGGUGUGGUGUGGAACGCACCGACCAGAGCAAGCUGUUAAUUCCAUUAAAGUAGAUGUACACAGUCCAGGGAAAUUCAGGGUACUGGGCUCUCUUCAGAAUUUCCCAGAAUUUGCCAAAGCAUUCAACUGCAAAAAGAACAGCUACAUGGUCCCUGCCAACAUCUGCCGUGUGUGGUGAUCCACAGAACUCUGGGAUAGUGUCGCCCCUGUCCCCCUGCAGUACCUCUCCCCUCUGACUGUUGGAGCACUCGUGGGGGGCUACAGGGAAGUGAAAGCUCCCCUUAGCUCUUUACUGAAUGGACCAAGGCCGGUGGAUUGACACUGCAGUAUGCACUUCCUCCGCGGAAAGCAGUGGACUGUACCCUCACGGACGGAUGGAGCACUGUCUCUCCGACUCUGAUACUGUAGUUCAUUCAAUCAGCCUGAGUAUUCCCCUACUCACUGGACACAAUCACUCCUUCUGUUUAAUUUUUUUCAUCUUGUUUUACUCAUCAUUUGCGAGUCUGCCAAUGUGUGUGUGUGUGUGUGUGUGUGUGUGUGUGUGUGUGUGUGUGUGUGUGUGUGUGUGUGUGUGUGAGUGUGAGUGUGUUUCAGUCAAAAUACUGUACAAGUAGUUGUCAAGAGAGGGGCAGACAGACAAAUGUGCUCAAAUCCACCGACAUGAAUACACCACCCACCCACCCACGCUCAUACACGUGUAACAGGGCUGAACCACUGUUCUGUAUGUGGGACAGAGCUGUAUGGCUCUCAUCAAACCUCAGCUGGUUUCAGCCUUCAUCUACAUGCUGAUACACUCUACAAUGUAUUCAUAAUGUACUCUUUGUUAAUACUUAGAACUAGAUUAAGUAAAUUAUUACAGAAAAUCUGAAUUUAUUUUGCUGAAUAGACCAGUGCGUUUUUAUCCAUGAUAGCAUAUUACACAAUACUGUUCUAUAUUUAAUGAUAAUGACUUAACUGCAGUUGACAGGCAGCUGCUGCUCAUUAGCAGUAUUUCAAAUUAACCAAAAUUCAAACUUUGCCUUGAAGACAGCUGGUCAUGAAUCAUUGAGUUGACAAUCGACAGUCACCAGACCCUUUUAUACAUUCACUGAACCUCCUGUGUGUUUGUGUGUGGAUGUAUGUCUCUAUGUGUUUUCCAGUCUUUUUAAUUCAUUAUGAUCGCUGCCUGCUGUUUGCCAAGCAAAUUGGUAUGCCUUACAUGAUCUUUUUGUGCUGCUCUGUCUGAGCGUGUGAAUGUGUAUUUGCGGGACGAAAAAAAGGACAAUGUAUCAUUGAAGCAAUAGUUUGACUUUUUCGUUGCUUUUCUUGCCGACUGUUACAUUAGAAGAUCAGUACCACUCUCAUGUCUUUAGGCUACAGCCAGUAGGCGGUUAGCUUAGCUGAGCAUUAAGACUGGAAACAGCUAGCUUGGCUCUGUCCAAAGGUAAAAAAACAAUGACAUGGAAAGCUCACUAAUGACCUGGCUACUUCUUGUUUGUUUAACCAGUACAGUACCAGUUGUGGUUUUGUGGAGCGUUAUGUGUCUGACUGUUUCUUGGCUGAGAGCAGUGACUUCCUGGAGUCUUCGCCAGCUGCCCGCCACCUGAUGGUGAUGACAGGACUUGAGAACUUGGAGUCUUUACCCUUUAGUUUUUCUAUGGCUUAAAAAAAAAAAA
Molecule: messenger RNA, 4226 nt
Organism: Perca flavescens (yellow perch)
Lineage: Eukaryota; Metazoa; Chordata; Actinopteri; Perciformes; Percidae
Product: neprilysin
Exons: 23
Coding region: 467-2749 (760 amino acids)
Biological process (GO): protein processing; amyloid-beta clearance
Cellular component (GO): plasma membrane
Molecular function (GO): metalloendopeptidase activity
Source: RefSeq, a predicted model, not a curated record